Molecule: messenger RNA, 2158 nt
Organism: Pimephales promelas (fathead minnow)
Lineage: Eukaryota; Metazoa; Chordata; Actinopteri; Cypriniformes; Leuciscidae
Gene: septin2
Product: septin 2
Biological process (GO): cell division
Molecular function (GO): GTP binding
Source: RefSeq, a predicted model, not a curated record
UUCCUGUAGAGCUGUGAAACUUUUCACUUUAUCGACGGCUUUCUCGUACAUGUUUGGUUUCGAACUCAAAAUGUCUCAAGCUGAAAAACUGAAGCAGGGACAGUUUACAAACCCAGAGACUCCUGGAUAUGUGGGGUUCGCGAAUUUGCCAAACCAGGUACACCGGAAAUCAGUGAAAAAGGGCUUUGAGUUCACUCUUAUGGUGGUGGGUGAGUCGGGUUUGGGGAAGUCCACUCUUAUCAACAGCUUGUUCCUCACUGAUCUCUACCCAGAGAGGGUCAUUCCUGGUGCUGCAGAGAAAAUUGAGCGCACUGUGCAGAUCGAGGCCUCAACGGUGGAGAUCGAGGAGCGCGGAGUGAAGCUGCGUCUCACUGUGGUCGACACGCCUGGAUACGGUGACGCCAUCAACAGCCAGGACUGUUUUAACACCAUUAUCGCAUACAUCGAUGACCAGUUUGAACGCUACCUACAUGACGAGAGCGGACUCAACCGCAGGCACAUUGUGGACAACCGUGUGCACUGCUGCUUUUACUUCAUUUCCCCUCUGGGUCACGGACUGAAGCCUCUAGAUGUCCAAUUCAUGAAGGCCAUUCACAACAAAGUGAAUGUUGUUCCUGUUAUUGCUAAAGCAGAUACGCUGACGCUGAGGGAGAGAGAGAGACUCAAGCGCAGAAUUCUAGAUGAAAUCGAUGAGCACGGCAUCAAGAUCUAUCACCUCCCUGAUGCUGAGUCCGAUGAGGAUGAAGAUUUCAAAGAGCAGACCAGGAUUCUCAAGGCCAGUAUACCGUUUGCCGUGGUGGGAUCCAACCAGCAGAUUGAAGCUAAAGGGAAGAAAGUGAGAGGGCGUUUGUAUCCAUGGGGCGUGGUGGAGGUGGAAAACCCAGAACACAACGACUUCCUUAAACUUCGCACCAUGCUAAUCACCCAUAUGCAGGACCUGCAGGAAGUCACCCAGGACCUUCACUAUGAGAACUUCCGCUCGGAGCGCCUCAAACGAGGCGGCAGGAAGGGUCCAGAGCCAGAGGAAGAUAAGGAUAUAAUCUUGCAGGAGAAGGAGGCUGAGCUGAGGCGGAUGCAGGAGAUGAUCGCUAAGAUGCAGGCGCAGAUGCAGAAGCAGGGAGAUGAAUGAGGCGGCCCACACCUGUGAGAAACCCGAUGCCGAGCUUGACACAGUCAGAACGAGAAGAGGAAGUGAUGCUAAAUGUGGAGAAAGAGGAGAGACAGAUCCUUAGCUCAUCUUGCUUGCCAUUUUCUUAGUUUCUUUCAAUCUUGUAUGAGGGUUUUCCCCCAAAUUUUUUAAGCAGUGUUAACUUUUUUUUUUUUAUAUAUAUAUAUACUGUUGCUAAUAUUCAUUCUUUUUUUCCCUGUUCCAGUAACCAAAAAUGAAGAACUACCAUCAGUAAUUAAGAAAAAAAAGUAUGUUUUUCUUCUGUUACAAGAGCCAAAUUCUACUAUAGAGCAGCUUUAGUAGUAGUGCAGCUCCAGAACACUUUAUCCUGUCUAGCUAAACAACACUGUGAAAAUACAAGCAGCUGUUGAAUUUCAGUGUCACAGUGGCAUUUGUUGCACCAUGUUUUUGGAGAAAUCAUUUUUAUACUGUUUGUAAGUAUUGCCAGAGAGAUUGCUGUUCCUAUUCAGGAGGUUUUUUUUCUCUCUUCCCUGCAUGAAGUCUUGAAAUAUAUUUGCUGUUCAGUUGAAUGGUUCCCUAACGGAUGCAAAACAUUAUACUGUGACCCAUGAAUCAUUCCCUAUGCCGAUUAAUGAAGGAGAACAUAUGCUCAUUUUGCUUAUUUCUAUUUGUACUUGAGUGAAUACUGUCAUGUAUUUACUGUCAGACACAGUUCUGGUAUGAGUGCAAUGUAAAAUUUCCUUGGUGUUUUUACCUUCUUUUGGGAUCUAUGGCUGAGACUUAUUCCUGUGGUUAAAGCAAAUUUCUAUAUCAUAAAUAAUUUCUUUUUCAAAUGUUACAAUGAAAUAAUAUCUGAAAUGUGGGUUUAAAUCUGUUACACAAGCAAACUUAAACAGUUGAGCUUUCCUUUCCAUGUUAGGACAUGAAAAUGGCAGUUGCCCACAAUCCAGUUUUAAUGUUUCGCUUGAAAACUUUCUAUUAAACCAUUAUCGUCUAUCAUCUUAUAAUAAAAUUUUGUAUUUAACAGUU